Molecule: messenger RNA, 1027 nt
Organism: Hemiscyllium ocellatum (epaulette shark)
Lineage: Eukaryota; Metazoa; Chordata; Chondrichthyes; Orectolobiformes; Hemiscylliidae
Gene: cenpp
Product: centromere protein P
Exons: 9
Coding region: 106-948 (280 amino acids)
Biological process (GO): CENP-A containing chromatin assembly
Cellular component (GO): chromosome, centromeric region; nucleus
Source: RefSeq, a predicted model, not a curated record
UUGAAUGGUGUAACGCGCGACUUCUGUUGGUGACUGCAACCUUGAGAUUUCCACUUUGACCAAGGUUAAAAAAAAUUCUCUCGGAGUUGAAGUAUAGAAAAACUCAUGGACAAGUUGCAGCAUCAGACUUAUCAAGAUGAGAUUCAUUCUUUACAAGAAGAGAUUAGACUACUGGAGCAACAAUCUCAAAACAGUCAAAGUUAUAUGGGAUCGUUUCUGAGAACAAUUGAUAUGCAACGAGAAAAGUUCAGCGUCCGAAAUCAUGAAUCAUGGAAAUGUUCAAAUACUGAUUUAGAAGCACAAAUUGAUCAGGCAGAAUCUCAGAUUGCAUUGCUAACUCAGUUAACUGGCAUUGCCUUCACCAAAUGCGUCAUGACAACAGUGGGAAAAGGUAAUGACAAAAGAAAACAAUACAGACUGUCAGGCUACAGUCAUUCACUGCAGUUUGACCUUGAAUUUGAACUAAUGGAGGUUCAGGCGAAAGAAAAUGUCAUUACCACUGUUACAGAACUGAACAUUAUUAUGGAAUCGAAUGAGUUUUGUGAUUUGAGCCGAUUCAUAUCUCGAGCAGAAGAAAAGAAGAGCCUCCUCCUAUUUUUCAGAACUCUUUCAACCUUUGCAAAAUGGUAUGAGUUCCGCCAAAUUACUUUCAAACAUUUCAAGGAGCAGUACCCAAAGGUAGUCAGACUUCCAGAGGGACCAAACUCUGAAUAUAUGGUAUUGGAAUGCUCCAAAGUUCCUGGGAUCGAGCUAAAGAUUUUCUGGAAAAUAUUUGUGAGUGAAGAAGGAGUUGUUAUUCCAGUGCUGGAUCUCUUACCAAAAAUACCUGUUGAGGCACUGGACUUCGACACAGAGAAAGUUGUGGACAACGCACCCAACAGUUUUAGAAAUCUUAUGCGCUUGUUUGGAAUUGAGGCUGCUAUAGAUCACUUAAUUAACCUUAUGUGAAAGGAAGCUUAAUCUAUGUUUUUCACAAGAAAACAAUGAUUUACAAUCAAGAAACAAAAGUUUUUUUUAUUCUGUCAAU